AUGGCCCAAAUAGAGAAAGCUAUCUUGCACGCAGGAAAUACAACUCCAGGAAAAGAUGAACUGCCGACUAGCAUACUCAAGAUAGCAUGGCCUAUAAUUAGAGACAGAGUUCUUGCUCUCUUUCAGGGCUGCUUAUCAGUAGGCUACCACCCGCAAUGUUUCCGCCAUGCAAUCCUGGCAAUUAUCCAGAAACCAAACAAGGCGGAUUGGUCCAGUCCCAGGUCGUACCGGCCAAUUGCCCUUCUCUCAGUCUUAGGCAAAGGCCUAGAGCGCCUCCUGGCGCGGAACAUGGCAUGGAUUGCAAUCCGCUACAGGAUACUUGCUAGCCAACAGUUCGGAGCCCUACCUCUCCGUUCAGCAGUCGACCUAACUACGUGCCUACUGCAUGAUGCAGAGCUAGCACUAAACCAGGGAAAGGUUGCCUCCUUAUUCACUCUUGAUAUCAAAGGCGCCUUUGACGGGGUCCUUCCUGGCAAGCUAGUCUACCGACUUCGCACGCAGGGCUGGCCUGACAACCUGAUUCGCUGGGUAGCUUCCUUUAUCACAGGCCGCACAGUGCAGAUCCGACUAGACGGUGAACUAGGGCCCCUAAUCGACAUACUCUGCGGCCUGCCGCAAGGCUCACCCAUAUCCCCCAUCCUGUUUAUGCUCUAUAUAGCCCCCUUGUUCCAGCUGGACAAGCCCCGAGCCAGAUUUGGCUAUGCAGAUGACGCAGCAUUCCUUGCAAUAUCAUUUACCCUAUGGGAGAACUGCCAAACCCUGUCAAACUCCUUGCAAGAGGCCCUGGAUUGGGGCUUGUCAGAAGGGAUAACCUUUGCACCAGACAAAUAUGAGCUGCUCCACUUUUUACGGCACAGAGCUGAUUAA
Aspergillus affinis is the source of this 867-nucleotide messenger RNA. Its product is annotated as RNA-directed DNA polymerase. The transcript has a single exon. The record is from RefSeq and is a predicted model, not a curated record. Bases 1 to 867 code for a protein of 288 amino acids. NCBI's taxonomy places the organism in Eukaryota, Fungi, Ascomycota, Eurotiomycetes, Eurotiales, Aspergillaceae.